Molecule: messenger RNA, 987 nt
Organism: Paramecium sonneborni
Lineage: Eukaryota; Ciliophora; Oligohymenophorea; Peniculida; Parameciidae
Source: the annotation of a GenBank genome assembly
AUGAAAAGCUUGAUGCAAAUGAUGUAAGUAAAUAAUAAAUUAGGACUAACACAGCAUAUAAAUUAGAUAAAAUGUUAAGUGAGGAAAUUAAGAUUGAUGAACUCAUGUAUAUAUUUGGUUAGGAAAUACAGAAUGCUGAAACUUUUAAUUAAAAGAAAGACACUCUUAUUUGGUUUAGUUAUAGAGCUAACAUUUAGUUUGAAGGCAAUUCAAUAUCAGAUUAAGGAUGGGGUUGUUUAUUACGUGUAGGAUAGAUGAUGUUAGCAGUAUUAUUCUAUUAAAUAUAAGAGAAUGCUUUAAUGAGAGAAUGCAAGAUUUUAGCCAUUAAUAAAACAAAAUCAAUGAUCAUUAAUUUAUUUGAUGAUAACUAAGAGUAUUCUAGUAUAGCUCCAUUUUCAAUUCAAUAAAUAAUCAAAAGAGCCUCUAAAAAUCUAAAUAUGAAAAUUGGGGAUUGGUAUACAGGACCAAAAAUUAUGAGUGUUAUUGAAGAUCUAAAUAAAUAUAACAUGAACAUUAAAUAAAUUAAAAUAGUUAAUUUUCUAGAAUAGUGUAUUUUAGAAUCAUAAAUUGAUUUAUAGUUUUAGAAGCCACAUUUAUUAAUUAUUCAUGCUAUUAUUGGAGAUAAAUAUUUAGGAUAAUUAGAAAUUCAUUAUUUGUAGUAACAUAUGUUAAUAUCUUAAUUUGCUGGAGCUAUUAUUGGAAAAAAUAAUAAAGCCUUCUUUCUCAUAGGAUUUUAAAAAAAUAAUGCAAUUUAUAUGGAUCCUCAUUAUGUUUAGGUAAAAAUUAAUUAAUUUUGUAUAGGAAAGUAAUAAAGUCUAAAUGGAAUGUAAUCUAAAAUGUUAACCAAUUAAAAAUUUAAAUGGAACAAUAGCAUUGGCAUUCUAUAUUUCAAAUUAUCAUGAAUACAUAUAAUUUAAGAAAUAAAUUAAUUUUUAAUAAGGAUCUAUAUUUAGUAUAUUAGAAGAUUCAGGAUAAUAGUUUACUUGA